Messenger RNA from Lacerta agilis (Sand lizard), 2376 nucleotides. Its product is annotated as taste receptor type 1 member 1-like. The coding region runs from base 52 to 2352 and encodes 766 amino acids. Gene Ontology annotation, molecular function: G protein-coupled receptor activity. NCBI's taxonomy places the organism in Eukaryota, Metazoa, Chordata, Lepidosauria, Squamata, Lacertidae. The record is from RefSeq and is a predicted model, not a curated record. The transcript has 5 exons. Gene Ontology annotation, cellular component: membrane. Gene Ontology annotation, biological process: G protein-coupled receptor signaling pathway; sensory perception of umami taste.
CACAUUUAUUUCCUCAGUUUAAACCCCUGGGGCUAUGCACAGUUUCAAGCCAUGAGGCUGGCUGUUGAGGAAAUCAACAAUUCUUCCACUUUGCUCCCCAACGUCACCUUGGGAUACCACAUAUGGGACACCUGUCAAGAAAGCCUUUACCUUCAAGCCGCCUUCCAGCUCUCCCCACACCAGUGGUGCCACUCGCACCAAGGAGGCUGUUCCCAGAGAGUCAUCGGUGUGUUGGGUCCCGACUCACCCGAAAUGACGCAGCUGACAGCGAGAGUCUUCACCUUCUACGGCCUCCCGCAGGUCACGUACAGUAUCAAGGAAGAGACCUUUGCUGACAAGAAGCUCUUUCCGCUACUUUUCCGUAUGAUCCCUAGCAAUGACCACCAGAUCUCGGGGCUCAUCUCCUUGAUCGCGGCCUUUGGCUGGGAGUACGUCUCCGCUGUGGGCAGCGGCACCAAAGCCAGCGAGAAAACAGUCCAGGCUUUGAUUGCCGAGGGAGCAGCCAAGAACAUCUGCAUUUCCUACCAGGGGCUGAUGACGGCUGACCUCCGCAUCUCGGAGAGCCAGCUGCAGAGGGUGAUUGAGAACAUAGAGAAAGCCAGAACCAACGUCGUCGUCGUCCUCAGCGAUGACGUCAUCGCCGGGAAGUUCUUCCGCGCUGUCACCAAACUGAAGAUCAAAGGCAAAGUCUGGAUCGCGCCCGAGUCCUGGAUCUUAACCGACACGAUUGUUUCCAUACCGAACAUCGAGGAAACAGGCACCGUGCUUGGACUCACCAUCAAGCCAGUCAAACUGCCUCAAUUUGUACACUUUGUUGGGAAAACGCUACAGCGCUCCCCGUCAAACAAGACGGAUGGCCCUUUGCUCUCUGAGGCCCCGACGGUGGAGGCUUGCUCCCAGUCCUGCGAUGAGAACCACCUGCUCUCCCCAGACACUUUGGCCGACAUUUUGAACAGUUCCAUUUGGCACUGGUCAUUCUAUUCGUACGCUUCCAUCUAUGUCCUGGCCGAGGCCCUCCACAAGCACCUGGGGUGCAACCUGGAAGGGUGUCCAGCAAGCAAGCAGUUCAAGCCACGGCAGUUUUUUAAGGCAUUGUACAAGGUGAACUUUCCGCUGCAAGACAACACCAUCACAUUUGGCCAACAGGGAGAUCUGUUCCUGGGCUACAACGUCAUCACCUGGAGUUGGGAAAAUGGCACGGCUGCUUUCAAGACGAUCGGCAGCUACACUUCCCAAGCCCUGAAUAUCAACAAGUCUGAAAUCCGUUGGCCAGCACCAGGGGAUCAGGUCCCCAAAUCAUAUUGCAUAGCAGUGUGUGAAGUGGGUCAAAUCCGAAGCAAGCGAUUGCUGGAGGAGUGUUUAUGUCGCUGUGACGACUGCCUGGAAGGGACCUAUCAAAACGAAACAGGUAGAGACACUUGCUUCCCGUGCCCCCCGGGGAUGUGGUCCCCUCAGAAGAGCAGCACCUGCUUCCACCCACGCAUCACGUAUCUCGACAUCACCAACACCACCAUCUUGGCCCUGGUGAUCCUGACCGCCACCGACUUCUUCCUGCUCUUCAGCUGCUUGCUGGUUUUUGCCCUCCACCGGCAAACGCCGGUGGUCAAAGCGGCCGGGGGCAAGCUGGCUUUCGUCAUGCUGGCCUCGCUGCUGGCUUCCUGCACCACCACCAGCCUGUUCGUCGGGGAGCCCACCGACGUCACCUGCCUGAUCCGGCAGCCCUUGUUCGCCGUCAGCUUCACCGUGUGCGUCUCCUGCCUCCUGGUCCGCUCCUUCCAGAUCAUCUUCAUCUUCAAAAUGGCCUGCAAGCUGCCCCCCGGAGCCGCCAAGUGCUGGGUCAAGUACAAAGGCACCUACGCCUCGGUAGGCCUCAGCUGCGGCCUGCAGGCCCUCCUCUGCCUCCUCUGGCUCCGCUUCUCCCCACCCAGGUUGCAGGAGGAUUUUGUGAGCGAGAGGGAGGUCUUCCUGCGCUGCUCCGAGGGCCACUUCAUGGGGCUAGGAGGGGUGCUGGGCUACAUCACCCUGCUGGGCGGCGCUUGCUUCGCCUUCGCCUUCUGGGGCCGCAACCUGCCCAAGAAUUACAGCGAGGCGAGGCUCCUCACCACCAGCAUGCUGGUCUUCCUCAUGGGCUGGGGCAGCUUCAUGCUCAUCUACAUCACCACCGAAGGGAAGGGCAAGGGGAUCGCCGCCUUGCAGAUGUUCACGGUGCAGACCAGCGUCUACGCCAUCCUCUGCACUUUCUUCCUGCCCAAAUGCUACCUGAUCCUCUUCCGGCCGCAGUUCAACACGGUGGCCCAUUUCCAGACCUGUAUCCAAGCCUACACGGCCACAGUCAGAGACGCUGAGCAGUGAGAAGCCUUCCUUGGGGUGGGGGGA